CUUUUUGUACCCCGAUCUCGUUAAGCUGUGGAGCCUGUUAGGUGUUGCUGAUCAGAACAUCGACGCGCGAAAUCAGCUGGUAUAUCAUGUAUGUGUUCCGAUUCGGAUUUUGACAGAUCAUGGCUCCAUGAGGCAUACCAUAAUGUGGUGUCCUGAUACGGCACGUAAGUGGCAUUUUUAGGUUCCCGGAUUAAAUUUCAUUUUGCCUUUACACCUAGCUACAUAGUAGACUAGACUGCCGUCAUGACAGCUGUGCAACACCGUGUUUUCUUGAAACGCCUGAACUGCGAUCCCCCCAAGUCUUUCACCACUAUAAAGACCUAAAAUGUUAUCUGGCUUUUCACUCGUGCCUCCUCUUGUUCCGUCCUGCAUAUAACUCACCCCGACACUCUCGACACGAGCCCAACGAGUUCCAUGGCUCCUACUGCAACAUACACUGGCACUUAUUCUGACUUCGAGACUGCAAGCUUUAUUUUACCUGAUCUCAUCGGCGAUUGCCACUAUCCCCUGAGACUGAACCCUGACUGUCAUCCGGUGUCUCGCGCUUCUGAGCAAUGGCUUCUUCACGGAGCAUGUCUCGCAGAGCCCAGAAUCACAAAAUUUAUGGGAUUGCACGCAGGUGAACUCACUGCGGCUUGCUAUCCAGAUGCAGAUGCAUUUCAUCUUCGAGUCUGCUCGGAUUUCAUGAACUGGUUGUUUAAUAUGGAUGACUGGCUGGAUGAGUUUGAUGUAGACGGUACAUGGGGAAUGCGUGAAUGCUGCAUUUCUGCGUUUCGCGAUCCCAUCAACUCCCAAACGGAAAAAAUCGGUGGAAAAAUGUGCAAAUCGUACUUCAGCCGCUUUAGGCAGACUGGGGGCCCCGGCUGCACUGAACGAUUUAUCCACACAAUGGAUCUGUUCUUCAUUGCUGUGGCUAAGCAGGCGGACGACCGUGCCAAGGGACAUGUCCCCGAUCUUGAAUCUUACAUCACCUUGAGGCGAGACACGAGCGGCUGCAAGCCUUGCUUUGCCCUCAUCGAAUAUGCAGCUCGGAUUGAUCUCCCCGAUGAAGUAAUGUCGCAUCCAGUUAUCAUGGCCAUAGAGGAGGCCACCAACGACCUUGUUACUUGGUCUAACGAUAUUUUCUCUUACAACGUUGAACAGUCUUGCCAUGACACGCACAACAUGAUUGUUGUGCUCAUGCAUGAACAAGAACUGAACCUGCAAGGCGCUGUCGACUACCUUGGCCGGCUGUGCAAGGGUUCUGUCCAGCGCUUUGAAGACAACCGUGCUAUCCUCCCCUCGUGGGGAGAAGAGCUUGACAGACAGGUGGCUAUCUAUAUCGAAGGGCUGCAGAACUGGAUUGUUGGUUCGUUGCACUGGUCCUUUGAUUCCACCCGUUAUUUCGGGAAGGACGGGCAUGCUAUCAAGCAGGACCGAAUCAUCAAGUUGCUACCCAAAAGGCCCUUGUAG
This is a messenger RNA of Suillus clintonianus, 1452 nucleotides long. Its product is annotated as isoprenoid synthase domain-containing protein. The coding region runs from base 415 to 1452 and encodes 345 amino acids. Lineage: Eukaryota; Fungi; Basidiomycota; Agaricomycetes; Boletales; Suillaceae. The record is from RefSeq and is a predicted model, not a curated record. The transcript is spliced from 3 exons.